Molecule: messenger RNA, 1502 nt
Organism: Drosophila pseudoobscura
Lineage: Eukaryota; Metazoa; Arthropoda; Insecta; Diptera; Drosophilidae
Exons: 2
Coding region: 92-1030 (312 amino acids)
Biological process (GO): protein ubiquitination
Cellular component (GO): Cul4-RING E3 ubiquitin ligase complex
Source: RefSeq, a predicted model, not a curated record
GCCCAGCCGCGCAGCUAAUUCGGCUGCGGCUGCUGUCGCAGCUCAAAUCUACAACCAGAAGUCGCCGCCGCUCUCGCAGGCCACACAGCAGAUGCUCAGCUACAAGCCUGUGGGACCCUUGGGGGCGCUCUCUCCGCUACAGGUGUCCAUGGCCAAGCGUUUCGAGAUUGGCGGCUCUAUGUCGCCCAAUGCAGGCCUGUCCUUUCUAUCGCCCCGACGCGAUGAACCCCGCAUUGUGGAGAUGCCUGUGCAGGGCGGAGUAAUGCCAGAGAAGCCGGUAUGCACCAAGAAGCUGAGACGCCGCUAUGUGGAAGAGGACGAUGCCACUUCAGUUAUCACCAGCGAGGAGGAUGACUGCAUAUCGCCGGGAUAUCACACAUCGCUGCCCAUGGAAGUACACGGCUCGUGCUAUUCGGAAAUGCAAAUGAUUUCGCACGCCUCCUAUCAGCGCCUGCGCUGCAGCAGUGUGGUAAUCACCCAACACUCGUUCGAUCUGGAGACCUUCACGUACUAUGUGAUUAGUUUGCUGUGCCAGAAGCACCACAAGAUCUACAAUGUGUUCUACGACUGGGCCUACGAGGUGAUUAGCGUCUGCCCCCUGAGCCAGACGGUCAGCUGCCUGCUCAUGGCCCAGUUCUCGGCACGAGAUCAGCCCUACGCUCCGCUGACGAACUGCCUGCACUGCACCGGCCGCAUAGACUGUAUGUUCCACAAUCGCCAGUACGAGUGUCGCAUACUGUUCACCUGGAACAUGGAGAGCGGCCAGUGGCAGGUCCUGGACUACGGCGAACUUCGGGAAAUGCACGAGCUCUUCAAUCCACUGAAGCGUCUGUGCAAGUCGCGCCUGACCUUUGCCCAAAUGGCCAAGAAGAUGGCCAAGGAGAUGACGGAGAGCUUGAACAAGCUCCCCGACUAUGCCUCCAAUCUACGUGUGCUCAACUCUGAUAUUAAGAAGUCAAAAUCGUAUAUCUGCGAUCUCGACAACAUGGUGGAGUUUCACCUGAAACGCACACCCCAAGGGACGCUCUGAGCAGCUCUGAGAAUCUGCGGAUUCACUUGCUCUCUGCCAAGAUUUUUUUCGUACAACUCGCAACGGUUGCGUGCAUCUAGUUCAGUUCUAAACACAACAAAAAACGUGUGCUGUAUUUAGUCUUUAGUUACCUACAUACCUACAUAUUUGUAUAUCUUACUUAGUGCAACGAAACGCUUUUGCAAACGGUCCUAAUUUCGACUGAAGUCAUUUAAGUAAUCUACGAUCUAGGUUCUAGUGGAAUUUCGUAAGGAAAGAGGGCUUGGGCCAAGGGCUCUGGCUCAGGCUCUGCUCAUCAUACAUUUAUACUUACAAUAAUUGUAUACUUUUGAUAUUUGAGAUUGCAAUUCAACUAUUACUUUAAUAUUAGUUAGUAACUCUACGAACUACGGUACUAACGAUGCCAGUACUAAUUUAGUUAGCGGCCGCCCUUCUCCUCUGCAGGGUGUGCAUAAAAAAUAUACAACUUUAA